AUGCAAUAUUUUUUACUCUCUUAUUCCAAAAUCAACGACUUCCAAACAUGGAUGCCAACUACCGUCGUCGAGGUGAACGAUGACACCACCGUCUUUGGCUGCCUGACACCGAGUAAUGUAGUGCGUCGAAGUUGCCGCAGGCUUGUGACGCACCCACGCAUGCAGAUUGUAUGGUUCAUGCUCGUGUGCCUCAGCACUGGCAUGACCUCGGCAAUUCAGCCGCGUUAUGACAUGGGCGGUGCGACCUACACGACCCUGUUUGCGAUUGAGGUGGUCUGUGUGGCUUUUUUCUGGCUGCGCAUGCUCGCUGAGAUUGUCGCGAGCGGAUUUUUUGAGGGCGAGCACUCCUUCCUCCGCAGUCUGUGGAACUGGAUUGAGCUGGCUGUGAAUGUGUUUGCCAUCUUGCAGGUCAUUCCCCCGACGUUUCACAUUCGCUGGAUGCGCGCGUUUGCGGCGGCGCGGCCGCUGCGCUUCUUCGUGUUCGUGCCGUGGUGGAAGCCGCUUCUCAUCCCGCUGGCCCGCGGCUUUCCGCUCAUCUGCGACAUUUUCUUUGUGUACGUCCUCUGCACCUUCGCGUUCGCCCUCAUCGGUGUCUUUGCGAUCGGCGGCGAGCUCUAUCAGCGCUGCUUCAUCACCCACGUGAGCAACGCGGCAGCGAACGAUGUGUACGGUGGGCUGCCGCUUCCCUUUAUCCUGCGCAACGUGACGAAUGCGUGCGGGGUCGGGUUUGCGUGUCCAAGCCUUGGCCCGGGAGUAACGGUGGAGUGUCUCUCGGACCCAGCCCACUACCGCAAUCGCCUCUUCACCUAUCAGAGCGUCGGCGCCGCUAUUCUACGCAUGAUGAAGGUGACGUCAAUGGAUAUGUGGCACGAGGAGCUGGACGAUGUCAUGCACGUGAAAGGCUCCGCGGCGGCGCUCUACCUGGUGACGGUGGUGGCCGUGUCGCAGUUCCUGCUGGUGGUGGCCAUGACGGUCGUGUACAACGCCUACGCCCACCUCGACUCGUGGUUCAUGCGGUCUGCCGCGGCGACGGCGGCGGGUGAGGAUCGGCAGCGGAAGGACUGCGGCGUGCAGAGCAUGCCACCGUGGCAAAACCAACGGCAGCUGCCGCGCUCAACCCGCGUGUACGGCGGCCCCUACUCGGGCGACGAUGCGGAGGCCGACGAGUAUGAGCGGAGUGAGGAAUACACCAUGACGAUGAGCGGCAGUGGUGCUCCUGCGCUGACGGCGUACUCGACCGAGCAGGGAACCACGACGGCGAACCGUCGCUACGCCCGCGACUUCUUCCGCAGCGUCCACGUUCGCGGCUUCUGGGCCGGGCUGCGCGGUCUCGAGCAGACAACGACGCCCGGUCGCGGCACAGAGCCUCUCGUGGGAUGGGCCGCCACCCUCGUCGACUCGCUGCCCUCCGUGGUCUUCAUGAUGGUGCUUUCCAUAGGCAAUCUUGUUCUAUUGGCCGUCGUGUCCAUCUACAUCACCGGUACGCACGCACGUGACAUCCGCCGGGCCUCCUCCGCCAUGGCGAUUUACUUUCUUGUUCCUUUUCUGCUGAAGCUGAUCGGUUUUGGUGUCACCCGCACGCUGAUGGACGUGUGGAACUACACCGACGUCUUUGGGGCUGUCACCGGCAUCUUGGAGCUCGCUGCCCCGUACGUGUUCCACUACCGUGUGGUGGGCAUCCUACGCGUGCUGCGCUACGUCCACGCUGGCAAGUACUUCUUCUCCUUGCGGCAGUACCGCUACCAGCUGUGGUGCCUGCUGAGCUUGGUGCUGCUCGGGACGGCCAUCCUGCUUCUCUACGCGAUUGUCGGCAUGCAGCUGUUCAGCGGCGCGUACGUCGCCAGUGCUGACGGCCUCGUGAGGAACGGCGACUUCACCACACUGUGGACGGCGCUGCUGGCCUGCUUUCGCGCCUUCACGGGUGACGUCUGGACGCGGUAUUUGACGGCAGUCAGCCGCAACUCCUCCGUUGCCACCGGCUCGCUCUUCUUUGUUUCCCUCGAGGCCAUCUCGGUGCUGCUGCUGUUUGGGUUGGAAAACGCCAUUUUGUUCCGCGGCUUCCGCGACGCUGCGCGCGACGAGGAUCUGCUGAAUUUCAAAGACUUCCCACCUCUACUACUGCUGCCGCCAGCGCAAGAAGGCGGCGCCUCGGCGGAGGUGGCGAACGGGCGUGUUGUUGGCGGAGUUCACAAAGGCCAAACCGUUGACGGGCGUCUUGGCGAGGUGUUGCGGCGGCGGCAGCGGCUGCGCGAUACGAACGUGUUCGGCAUCGGCGCCGCGAAGCCACUCCGCGUUCGGCACGACGCCUUCUUUCUCAUCAGCCCUUUCAGCCCGCUGCGACGACUGCUGCUGCGCUUCUUCGGCUCCUUCUUGUACCUCGUCCUGAGCACCCUCUGCGUCUUGCUGGGUUUCGUGGCUCUCUUCUUUGAGCGCCGGUACUUGACAGCGCGGCGAGAACGCGUAAUGCGGGAUAUCAACAUCGUCUACGCGGUGGUCUUCUGCGUCGAAAUGAUUCUGAAGUGGAUCGCGUACGGCGUGUUCUCCCCGGGCACUGACCGCAACGACGGCAGCGGCGGCAACGAGGGCAGCGCACGGACGAUGCCGGCCUACUUCAGAGAGCCGCUGAACUGGAUCGAUGUGGUGGCCAACGGUACGGCGCUGGCUGGCAUCGCCUACGCCCCGCUGCGGGUGGGUCGUGUCCUUCGCACUGUACGUCUCUGCACCACCCAGGAGCGGCCCAACAAGACGUUUCUCACGUUGGUGACGUCGCUGCGGUACGUGGCCAAGACUGCGCCGCUGAUUCUUUUCCUGUACGUUGGCUUUGCUGUGGCCGGGAUGCAGAUCUUUGCUGGCGGGCUGCACCGCUGCAGCGACCCGAACGUAACGAGCGAGACGGGGUGCCGCGGAGUUUACAACGUCAGUGUCGACACCUACACCAACACGACCCUCGUCGAGCACGAGCGUGUGUGGGAGCGGGCGGCCUUUCAUUACGACGCCUUCGGACCUGCACUGCUCUCCGUCUUUGCCUUCACCACCGUCAACCACUACGGGCACAUCAUGGACGACGCGAUGGCCAUCGUGAGCAACCACAGCGCUAUGUCGUACAACCACGCCGGCUACUUUGUGCUGUUUUUUAUUUUGGCGCUGCUGAUGAUCCGCUUUUAUGCGCUGCGGUGCGUGGCGGCUGUGCUGGCGGCGAAACUGCGGCGGCCGACAAUGGAGUCGAUGGGCACGGCUCUGCUGACGCCGCCUCAGACCCGGCUUGUGGUGUCGCGGCAGAACAUCGCGUACAUGCUGUACCUCAACUUCUACCUCACUCCCUUGCCUUUUCGGUUGUCGCGCUGGUGCCACCGCGUGCUGACGACGUGCCCAGUGAACGGGUCUGAUCCUCUUUUCUACGCCGCGCUCAAUGUCGUGGUGCUUAUCGCUUGCGGCUUUCUGGCUGCCGCCCACGUUUUCCAGCCGCCGUGGCAAGAGAAGAUGCUGCUCGCGAUGGUGUGCGUUGGUGUGGCGGCGUGCGGCGUGGAGCUUCUGCUGAGCGUCGUUGCCUACGGGGUGGUGCACCUUUCGAAGGUGUCUCGGCUACUGGACGUGGUGCUCUUCGCCCUCAUGGUGGUCGGCGUCUCUUCGCCCACGCUUCGUUUCUUUCGUGUGGCGCUGCUUGUGAAGCUGAUCAAGACCUCCAACAUCGGGAUGCAGCUGCUUCCAGCGGUGCGCCACGCCAAGCUUCUCGGCAGCGCCUUUGCCGUGUACCUGCUCGCGCUGCUCACUUACGCGGUAGUGGGCACCCUCGUCUUUGGCGAUGUCGCGCCGCACGGCCGCUACCUGACGGAGAAGCGCAACUUCAGCACUGUCAUCGGCUCCUUGCUCGUGUUGUUUGACUGCAGCACGCUGGAUCAGUGGCACCUCGUCAUGUUCGCCUGCUUUACGGGGGCGCCGUGCCGCAGCGACCCGUCCGCGACCUGCGGCCACACGCACGCCGCCGUCCCUUUCUUUGUGUCCUUUGUGGUUGUCGUCAACAUCCUCGCCGUGCAGCUCGUCUUUGCGGCCAUGAUGAACGCCUUCAUGGUUCCCCUCUACGUGGAUGUCAUCGAGCCCUUACUGCAGGUGCGCCGGGCGUGGCUACGGUACGCCGGUGCGGAGCAGCUGAAGUGCGACUUCGACACAUUCCUUCGUUUCCUGCCGCACCUUCCGCCGAGCCUGACGGACGGACUCACCAACGAGAAAGGCAACGAGUCCAGCAUGAUCGCCUUUCUCUCCUCGCUGCGCCUCCCGCUGGAUGAUCAUCUGCGCCUCCGCUACGACGACCUGCUCCGCGGGCUGGCCUACCGCAAAUACAAAGUCGACCUCAUGCGCUCCGGCACGGAAGCAUACCGGCGUGCCGCGUUGCUCUCCCUUGCGGCCGGCGAGCACUACGGCCAGCUGCUGCGGCAGCGCUACUGCGAUGAAAUCACGCAGCUCGCCCAGACCAAGGUGGACGCGGUUCACUUGAACGACGUCGACAGUUCGCUGGUCGUGGCGCCGGAAGGCGUUGCCGAGCACGAGGCUUUCCAGGCCCACCACGACGACUACACCGUUCCGAAGGGCGCCUUUCCCAUUCCGGCGUCCAACGUGUUUCUUUACACCUUUCCGGGGGAGAGCGACGAGAAGGGGGUCGCCGCGCCACCGCCUCCGCCAUGA
This is a messenger RNA of Leptomonas pyrrhocoris, 4680 nucleotides long. RefSeq lists its product as hypothetical. Lineage: Eukaryota; Euglenozoa; Kinetoplastea; Trypanosomatida; Trypanosomatidae. The transcript has a single exon. The record is from RefSeq and is a predicted model, not a curated record. Gene Ontology annotation, molecular function: high voltage-gated calcium channel activity. Gene Ontology annotation, biological process: calcium ion import across plasma membrane. Gene Ontology annotation, cellular component: membrane; voltage-gated calcium channel complex. Bases 1 to 4680 code for a protein of 1559 amino acids.